ACUGACCGCGCCAGUCUGUAAGCGACGCUAAACCCCUAAACAACUUCCAAAUAACAUAUUUUAUACAAUAAACAUAAUUAUUAAAAAAAAAUCGGUGACAAAAUGUCUCUAAAAUUCGCGCUUCCGAUCUUUUUCCUCGCGAUUUUCGUUCGUUUUGGUGAAUCAAUAAAGUGCUACGAAUGCAACAGCGCGAACAACUCAAUGUGUCUCGACCCGACGCUGUACGACUCGGACACCAUACAGAAGUACCUUCACAGCACCGAGUGCCAGCGCAGUGUGUUGGCCGUGCAGCCCAAGCCCAUGUUCUGCAGGAAGAUCAUACAGACCAUUCUCCACAAAGGCCACGACCCCGAGGUGAGAGUGACGCGCGGCUGCGGCUGGGUCAAGCACCACCGGGACUGCUACAAGGCAGACAAUGAGGAUCAUCUCGAGACGGUCUGCCAAUGCUUUAGCGAUGACUGCAAUGGAGUCAACGCCCUGAACUAUAGUUUACUCUCAAUUUUAACCAUAAGUCUAGCUAGUAUAGUGUUACUUAUGUAAAAAACCCGAUAUUAUGUGACAGAAUUACCAAUAAUCCGUAAUUUUAACACCUAUAAUUUUAUUUUUUGUCCCAGAAUUGGGAUUUAACGUUACAAAUGUCUAUAAGUUUGCAAUUCUGUGGUUGAAGUUUUAAAUUAAUUAUAAGCAGGGUAAUAAUAACA
This is a messenger RNA of Bicyclus anynana (squinting bush brown), 701 nucleotides long. RefSeq lists its product as uncharacterized. Gene Ontology annotation, biological process: regulation of synaptic transmission, cholinergic; sleep; positive regulation of voltage-gated potassium channel activity. The transcript is spliced from 3 exons. The record is from RefSeq and is a predicted model, not a curated record. The coding region runs from base 103 to 540 and encodes 145 amino acids. Lineage: Eukaryota; Metazoa; Arthropoda; Insecta; Lepidoptera; Nymphalidae.